Messenger RNA from Sphaerodactylus townsendi, 1246 nucleotides. Its product is annotated as KIAA1143 ortholog. The record is from RefSeq and is a predicted model, not a curated record. The transcript has 3 exons. The coding region runs from base 61 to 525 and encodes 154 amino acids. Lineage: Eukaryota; Metazoa; Chordata; Lepidosauria; Squamata; Sphaerodactylidae.
CUCUUGUCACAUGGAGGGGGAGAGACAGGGGGCGUCGACUGGCCUCCCGCUGCUGCCGCCAUGAGCAAAAAGAACCAAGUGUCCUAUGCGAAGCCCGCGGAGCCCGCUUUUUUGCGCCGCUUCAAGGAGCAAGUCGGCUACCGGGAAGGGCCUACGGUAGACACCAAGAAGGAGCAGCUCCCAGUACCUGAAGACGAUGGUGAUGAGAGUGACAAGGAAGAUGAACAGCCACAGGUGAUUGUACUGAAGAAAGGAGACCUGACUGCAGAAGAAGCGAUGAAGAUUAAAAAAGACUUGAAAGAGGUUUCCAAGGGUACAGAUGAUGAACCUGAUCCUGCAGAUGGAAAAAUUGUUUUUAGAAAACCUCUCAAGCGUCCGUCGGGAGAGAAGUAUUCUGGUUUGUCAGCUAGCUCAAGCAAGAAGAAAAAAGAGACGAAGGCGAUUUCUCCAACCUUCCAAAACACAACUAAGCAAGUGAAAAAUAGCAGUUUGCUCUCUUUCGAUGAGGAAGAGAGUGAUGACUAGGGGAAAAAUUAAGCUGGGUGCGUGAUGGAAACAGAGAGAGAGAGAGAGAGCAUGCUUGACUCUUAGUCACACUUCUAUGUAGGUAUUUGUGUGAAUCUGCAGCUGUAGUUGUGAAUAAGGCUGUGGACAUUUUUCCAAAAUUAAAAUUCCAUCUAGUUUCCCAUCUAGUGGAUAUAGAGCAUGCAGUCUUUACAAGUGCGCACGUGAUAUAUCUACAGACUGAUUUUUAAAAUUAACCAUUUCCCCCUUGACAACAUCUUUGUUGUCAGAUGUGGACACCUGGAUGUGCAUUUUUACCUAGUUAUAUCUGAUCACCCUAGUGUAGAACUGUAAGAUGUGCUUCCUGUGGUUGGAAAUGCAACAUUUUGCUGCGGUAGAAGUUUUCUGUUGCAUCUCUGAGAACUGCUGAGAUGCUGAUCAUGCUGAAUAUAUAUUUCAGAAGAGGAAAAUGUGCUGCAGAAUGUCCUGUGGUGGGAAAAUUCUUGGACGAGUGCCGUGUGUUCUGUGUCCAAGGAUGGACUGUGUGUUGCUACAAAGCAUGUAGCAGGAUUACCAAUACAAAGCUUCCACCGAGGAGCUGAUAUGAAAUCGCUGUGUGCAACAGCUGUUUUUAGUUUAGUUGGUAUUUUAAUACCAUCGUUAAAUGGCAGCAAGAUCAUUUUUUAAUUUAUUCCAGUUUUGGUUCACUGUUCUUCAGAAAAUAAACACCGUGUUCCUUGUC